Messenger RNA from Acanthosepion pharaonis, 492 nucleotides. NCBI's taxonomy places the organism in Eukaryota, Metazoa, Mollusca, Cephalopoda, Sepiida, Sepiidae. The record is from the annotation of a GenBank genome assembly.
AUGGAAGAAAUGCUGAUCAUCUGUAAUGAGCUACUUCGGAAACAGAAAGCUAUCACUGCAGCUGAGAAAAGGGAACUGGAACAGAAGAACCUGAUUGAUAAGUUGGUAUCUGUCCAUUCUCAAGAACCAGGCACUGACAUUCAGAAGAUUCCAUCAACUUCAGAGUGUUCUACUAUUAAAAAAGAAGUUCUUACAUUUGAAUCUGAUUCAGAGAAGUCACAAACUGGGAGAGGUAACAGUGAUACUAAUACUUCAUUCAUUGACGACCUCUAUCAUAUUUAUGAUGGUUUCAUUCGACGUAUAUGGGAAGGCCUGUGUCUCCAACAACAGCAACAUCACUUCUGUAAUUUAAUCAUCUGCAUUGUCUGUCUCUGUUUCAAUUUGUUCAUAUCUAUCUUUAUUUCAGUGUUUUCAUAUCUAUCUAUCUAUCUAUCUAUCUAUCUAUCUAUCUAUCUACUUGUUUAUCUACUUCUUAGCUCAUAUAUGAGCUAG